Rotaria socialis is the source of this 1947-nucleotide messenger RNA. NCBI's taxonomy places the organism in Eukaryota, Metazoa, Rotifera, Eurotatoria, Philodinida, Philodinidae. The record is from the annotation of a GenBank genome assembly.
AUGGAAAUUCUCCGAAGCUGUAAUCAAUACAACAAUGAUGAUUAUGAUGAUGAUAUGGAAUUUGUUGGAAAAAAACGGAAAAGAAUGAUUCGUCAUAAUUUCGGUGCAUUUGAAAAAUACACCAAAGGUAUUGGUAUGAAACUAUUAAUGAAGAUGGGCUACGAGCAAUGUCGUGGUCUGGGAAAAACCUUGCAAGGUCGUGUUGAACCUAUUCAAGCGAUUCAACGUCAAGGUAAAGGUUCAAUUGGUCGAUAUGGAAAUGAAGACCCAAAUCGUGUUAUAGCUACUGAAGAACUUGAAAUUCAUGAAUUAACAGAAAAUUCGAAAAAACAUGUUGGUCCUACUGCUCUACAGUGGAGAAUACAACAACGAGAAAAAACACCGCAACAAGAAUAUGUUUGUAAAACUUUAAAUAAUGUUUUAAAAGAUCAAACAACAAAAUUUCAUAACAAAAACUCAAGUAAACAAAUGCAAGAAAAAAUUAUUGAUAUGACUGGACGUGAACAACGUAUUCUUCAAAAUUAUGAUUCAAUAAGAACAAAACAAUAUGAUAACGAACAAGUAUUUUCAUUAAAUGAAUUAACACAUAAUCUUGAUUUAGUUAUUGAAUCAUGUGAAGAAUCAAUGAUUCGUUCACAUCGACGACGAAAAUUUGAUGAAGAUACAACAGUUGCAUUAGAAUACGAUUCAAGUUAUUUACAAAAAAUUAUGUCGGACGAAGAAAAUAGUAUGAAUAGAAUAAAUAUUCUAUUAAAUAUGAUUAAUCAAUGCGAACAAUAUGUUAAUCAAGUUCAAAAUAUUUCGAAUUUAUUUUUUUUACAACAAAUAAGGUCCUGCUUUACAUUGUUAUUUAAAAGAACAUCUUCAAGUUGGAAUAUUUACGAUGAGGAUCAAGAAUUAAUCGAUUUAUUUUGGAAAUGGAAACAAAUACUUGACGAUGAAACUAUUGAUGUAACAAUAGAUAAUUCAAUUCAAUCAACAGAAAUUAUGAAUCCAUAUCAUCGACUUGUAUGGGAUGUUUGGAUGCCAUUUUUACGAAAAUCUAUUCGUGAAUGGAAUCCACGUGAACCCGAUGAUUUAAUUGAUUUUAUCGAACGAUGGAUACCAUAUUUACCACGACGGAUAAUUGAUAAUAUUCUUGAUCAACUUAUUUUUCCAAUGCUCCAUCGUGAAGUUGAUUCAUGGAAUCCAUUAACUGAUUCGAAACCUAUUCAUUCAUGGCUUCAUCCAUGGUUACCAUUAAUGAGAUAUCGUCUUAAGCCACUUUAUCAACCAAUACGUACAAAAUUAGCACAUGCUUUACAAAAUUGGCAACUAUCAGAUUCAUCAGCUAAAGCAGUUCUUCUUCCAUGGCAAAAAGUUUUUAAACAAGAAACAUGGAAUGCAUUUAUGAAUAAACAUGUUGUACCAAAAUUAGUUUCAACAAUGCAACAGUUUAUUAUUGAUCCGAGACAACAAAUUUUAGAUCCAUGGCAUUGGUUUAUUGCUUGGUAUGAUAUGGUGCCAUUACCAAGUAUGAUUCUAAUAUUAGAAAAAUGUUUUUUUUCCAAAAUGGCUACAAAAAUCCAACGAUGGUAUAUUGGUUGGCGUUCAUUAAUUCCACAAGCAAUUAUCAAUCAUACAACAAUUAGAAAAAUAUUAACAGAAGGUUUAAUGAUGAUUGAUCGAAAAAUAUCAGGAACGUUAAAUAUUCAACAAACAUUUCCAUCGCCAUCUCAAUCAUCAUCAAAUUCUAUUUCAUCAUUUAAAGAUUUGCUUGAAAAGAGAGCUAUGCAAUAUAAUGUACUGUUUGCACCACUACGAAAUAGAACAUUUCAAGAAAAACAAAUCUAUCAGUUUGGCGAUCAUUAUAUUUAUCUUGAUGAUAAUGUUAGAUUUUGUUUUGAAACUAAUCAAUAUGUCCCAAUAUCAUUAAUGGGUCUCAUAAAAAAGACUAUUGAUUUGUGA